UCAAUUUUGAAAACGCCGUGACUAAUUUGUCCGAGCUUGCGAAUUUUGAUUUAUUUGCAUUCUAAAUUCUUAUUUAAUCAUUCCCAAAGAUUUGUGAUAUCAACUGCACGUCCCAGUAGAUCCUAGUCAAGGAUAUAAGAGAUGGCUGAUUUUGUCAAAGUUAAUGUAUCCAACUCGCAUAACGAUGCCGUCGCAUUCGAGGUGAAGCUUGCCAAAGACUUGACCAUCGAUGCUCUAAAGAGUAAGCUGGAAAUAUUGACGGGAGGCAGUGCUGGCACGAUGAAAGUAGAAGUGUUCAAGGGCGACAAGUGCUUGGGCAGCCUGGACAACAACGAUGCCCAGCUGGGAUACUAUGUAAAUUGCGAUGGCCUUCGCCUUCACGUCAUCGAUACCUUCGCCAGCUUCUGCUUUGACGCCCCCGUUGAGAAGUUCGAGCUGAGCAAAGACCAGUACGACCAAAGGUCCGACUCUGUGCGGAAUUACCUGAAACAAAAUCGCCUGGGGAAGUACAACGAGGAGGAAAUGCAGCAAAUUGAGGAAAAGAAGCGUCAGCAAGCGGAAGAGGUGCAAAGGCAGGCCGAGCUUUGUGUCCUUGAUAAACGAUGCGAGGUGACUGUGCAGGGCAAUCCAAGACGCCGUGGUACGAUCAAGUACAAUGGACCCCUUGAGGGAAAGAGUGGUACAUUCAUUGGAAUACAAUAUGAUGAACCACUGGGAAAGAAUAAUGGAAGUGUCAACGGAAAAGUGUACUUUGUGUGCCCUCCAAACUAUGGUGGCUUCGUCUCGCCGUUAUCCGUGACUGUGGGCGAUUUCCCCCCAGAAGACUUCAACCUUGAUGAAGAACUCUGAACAUUUUUCCAUCCAACUAUCCAGACUCGCAUCGCACAUCUCACACUUUAAAUGAAAGACUUAACAAAAACCUAACUUUAGUUAUGCCAUUUUAUAUUUAUUAAUUAAAACAUCUAUGUAUGUAUAUCAGAUAAUCUUACAACAUGAUUAUUUGUAAAUUCUAUAA
This is a messenger RNA of Drosophila guanche, 1015 nucleotides long. RefSeq names its product tubulin-folding cofactor B (gene TBCB). Lineage: Eukaryota; Metazoa; Arthropoda; Insecta; Diptera; Drosophilidae. Gene Ontology annotation, biological process: cytoplasmic microtubule organization; tubulin complex assembly; post-chaperonin tubulin folding pathway. The transcript is spliced from 4 exons. The record is from RefSeq and is a predicted model, not a curated record. Bases 142 to 849 code for a protein of 235 amino acids. Gene Ontology annotation, molecular function: microtubule plus-end binding; alpha-tubulin binding. Gene Ontology annotation, cellular component: nucleus; microtubule plus-end; cytoplasm.